AUGCAGGCACUUAUCUUUUAUGUACUAGCAUACUUAGAAUUAAUCCGAUACUUGAAACAGGGUGAAAAAGCCAGCCCAAACCAGGGCAGGGCUGCAGAACCAGAGGCAUGUCGCCCAGCGAACAGCCCUGAACACAGAGCGGACUCGAGCCUGCGCUCCCGCCCGCCACCCUGCCCGCGUCCAGCUCCGAGCCCUAGGUUGGGUCUGGGCCCUGCCCUGUUCUCUGAGCCCGCGGGGACCACCAGGGACGCCGCCCGGCGCGCCCCGGGCCGCGGGGACGUAGCAAAGGGGCUGCUGGUUGGGGCGGCUGCGGCAGCGAAGGGACAGAAGGACCACCCGGGGGGUGCGGCCGCACCGCUUUGGAGGGGUUUGUCCCGGAUCCCGAGGCAGGAGGGCCCUGGAGAAGAGGCGGCGACAGUUGCCGGACACCUCCUGAUACUGCCAAAUGAGAAAAGCUUUCAGAGUGCUGUUAGAAGCAAUAAUUUGAAUCUUAUGGAGAAGCUGUUUGAAAAGAAGGUUAACAUUAAUGCUGUGAACAAUAUGAGCCGGACAGCCCUGCAUUUUGCUGUUGGGGGAAAUCAUUUAUCUGCAGUGAAUUUCUUGCUUAAGCACAAGGCCAGGGUGGAUGUUGCUGAUAAGCAUGGCUUGACAGUAAUUCACCUUGGAGCCUGGUCUGGGAACCUUGACAUCAUGCUUAUGGUUAGAGCUGGAGCUGACCAGAGAGCCAAGAAUCAGGAUGGAAUGAAUGCUCUUCACUUUGCAGCUCAGAGCAAUAAUGUGCGCAUCCUGGAGCACCUCAUUCAAGAUCUGCACCUGCAGGACUUGAACCAGCCUGAUGAGAAGGGAAGAAAAUCACUUCUUUUGGCAGCUGAGAGGUGCCAUGUUGAAAUGAUAGAAAAACUUAUCUUUCUUCAUCUGCAUACUUCAGAAAAAGACAAGGAGGGAAGCACUGCCCUGCACCUUGCUGCACAGCAUGGUCACGGUCUUGUAGUGCAGGUGCUGCUAACCCAGUGGGAAGAAAUAAAUGAGAUGAAUGAGGAAUGUGGAAAUCUCAAUAUCAGUGGUUUGCAGAUGGCAACCCAGAAUGGCCACACAUCCCUCAUCAACUUUCUUCUCAGCAAAAACGUGGAUCUGCACCAGACAGUGGAACCCAUGGAGCCCCCCCUUCAUUUAGCUGCUAUCAACAACCAUAUCACAGUUGUAAAUAGUUUAUUAAGUGCCCAGCAUGAUACUGACAUUUUAAAUUUCUCAUGGCAGAGACAGCAAACCCCUCUGCAUAGAGCUGCUGAUCUUGGAAACGUAGAACUGGUGGAAACCCUGCUGAAGGCAGGCUGUGACUUGAAGGUUGUCAAUAAGCAAGGAAAGACUGCCCUGACCGUGGGCUCCAGGAGCAACCACAGCCUUGUCGUGGACAUGCUCAUUAAAGCGGAGAGGUACUACGCCUCGAAAGAGGAGCAUCAAGAAAGUGUCAGGGAUGCAUCAACAGGUUUUACUCUGACGUUCAAGCAAGAUCACAGUCUGGAGACCAGGCACAUGCGUACGCUCGUCUGAAACCUGGCUUACCAUCAGCUGCAGGCUGGUGAGUGGCAGAGGCUGGCCCAUUCAUGGACCUUUACGGAUGACCAGCUCAGAGCCAUUGAGGCACAGUGGUCAGGUUCUGACAGCUUCGGCAAACACCGUCACCGGGCUCUGCUCAUCUGGCUGCAUGGGGCCCUGAUGACUCAGGCUGACCCGGCCAAGCACCUGUAUGAAGAGCUCGGCCGGGCAGGUUUCCCAGAACUAGCUGAAAAGAUUCAUCAAUUCAAAAGCAAAACUGACCUAACCUCCAGGAAAUGUGCAGUUUCAUAA
This is a messenger RNA of Nycticebus coucang (slow loris), 1848 nucleotides long. It is a transcript of the gene ANKDD1B, whose product is annotated as ankyrin repeat and death domain containing 1B. Gene Ontology annotation, biological process: signal transduction. The transcript is spliced from 17 exons. The record is from RefSeq and is a predicted model, not a curated record. NCBI's taxonomy places the organism in Eukaryota, Metazoa, Chordata, Mammalia, Primates, Lorisidae. Gene Ontology annotation, molecular function: protein binding.